Entamoeba nuttalli P19 is the source of this 2007-nucleotide messenger RNA. RefSeq names its product myotubularin, putative. Gene Ontology annotation, biological process: dephosphorylation. The coding region runs from base 1 to 2007 and encodes 668 amino acids. NCBI's taxonomy places the organism in Eukaryota, Evosea, Mastigamoebida, Endamoebidae. The transcript has a single exon. Gene Ontology annotation, molecular function: phosphatase activity. The record is from RefSeq and is a predicted model, not a curated record.
AUGGAAAGUAGUGAUAUAAUUCACACUCCUUGUGAUGAUAAAGGUUUUGAUACUGAAGAUUCUCCGAGUAGUGAGAUAACAAUUAGCUCAGAAAAUGAGUCUUUUUCAAAUGACAACUCACAACCAAAAGACAAAAUGAUUAAUGACAGUCAAGAAAAAGAAGAAAAAGAACGAAAUAUUUGUAAUGAAAAAGGGUCUAUUCACGAAAAUAUAAAACAUGAAGAAAUGACUAAGGAAAAAAUAGUUACAAAAACUCCAACUCAAACACCAACAACUAAAAAUUGUUCAGUUGGACAGAAAGGAAAACCUUCUCUAAUUUCCAUUAAGGAGUUAUCUAUUUCUAAAUCACCCCAACCAAAACAAGAACAAAAAUUAAACAUUGAAGUAGUAGAAUGUAAAUCACCAACCAGUCCUAUUAUUUCUCCACGACAAAAAUUUACACCAAGAGCAUCAAUGAUUCAAUUAGUUAAAGGAUGCCCAGAAGAACAAAUUAUAAUAGGGUAUCCAGUUAGUUUAAUGAAUAGGAAUGAUGUUAUUAAUUUUAAAGGACCAAUGAAUGGACAAUUAACAUUAACUAAUUAUAAAGCAGUAUUUGUAGUUAAAUGUGUAAUAUUUAAUGUUAGUAUUCCAUUAACAAAGAUUGCAGAUUUUAAGAAAGUCAAUUCUAUGGAUAAACAACACAAAAGAUUAUUUUAUUUAGAGACAAAAGAUAAUAGAAAGUAUGUUUUUUCAUUUGAAAACAGAAGAGAUGAAAGAAAGCAAUUUAAUUUGAAUUUAUUAGAAUCAGUAUUUACAACAAGUCCAGAAAAAAUGUUUAUUUAUCAUAGUAAUUCACCACCAAUUUCACAUAGUUAUUAUCAAAUAGCUGUUGAAUUUGAAAGACAAGGAACACCAGAUACAUGGAGAGUAUUUACUGGAAAUCAAAAUUAUGAAUUAGCACCAACAUAUCCAUCAUUAACAUAUGUUCCAGUAAAUGCAAGUGAUGAAAUUAUUAAAGAUUCAAUGAAACAUAGGAGUAAAGGAAGAUUUCCUGUUUUGACAUGGUAUAAUAAAAAGAAUGGAUCUGUCAUUGUUAGAAGUGCACAGCCAUUACCUGGAAUGGUUACACCAGUAACAGGUAAGAAUACAAGUGGUGAUGUUACAUAUCUUCAAUUAAUAGAUGAGACAACAGGAAAAAGAGGCAUUCAUGUUUUAGAUUCUAGACCAAAACUAAAUGCCUAUACAAAUAAAGCUGCAGGUGGAGGAUAUGAAGAUGAAACAACAUAUCCAUUUGUUAAAGUAGAAUUUGAAAAUAUUGAUAAUAUUCAUGUUGUUAGAGAAAUAUGGACAAAUGUUGCAUUAGCUGCAUUUAGUUGGGAAGGAGAACUUGAAGAACAAAAAUUUAUGAAAUUACCAGAAGUAAAAGAAUGGUUCAAUCUUAUUGAAACAAUUUUUGUAAGUGUUAAAAAAGCAAUUAGAUAUCUUAUUAAAGGAGAAAGUCUUUUAAUUCAUUGUUCUGAUGGAUGGGAUAGAACAAGUCAAUGUUGUUCAUUAGUAGAACUAUUACUUGAUAAAUAUUAUAGAACAUUAGAAGGAUUUAUUGUUUUAAUUGAGAAAGAUUGGAAAUCAUUUGGACAUCAAUUUGAAAAAAGAAGUGGAAUAGGAGUUGUUUGUCCUCAUGGACAAUACUCUCCUAUUUUCUUCCAAUUUUUAGAUUGUGUUAAUAUUCUAAUACAUCAAUUUCCAGAUGAUUUUGAAUUUAAUGAACAAUUCCUUUUAGAAUUAAAUGAUGCUAUAUUUUGUUCUGAUUUUGGAACUUUCAUGUUUGACUGUGAAAAGACAAGAAAAGAAAGUGGUGUUGAACUUCAAACACCAUCAUUUUGGGAAUAUGUUGUUGGACAGAAAUGUAAAUUUAUUAAUCCAAGUUAUAAAGAUGAAACAGAAGAAUUAAUACUUGAAGAUAAACAACCAAAAUUAAUUCUUUGGACAAAAUAUUUCACAAGAUACAAAAUUAAAAUGUCACGAUGA